This is a messenger RNA of Centruroides sculpturatus (bark scorpion), 2466 nucleotides long. Its product is annotated as dual specificity tyrosine-phosphorylation-regulated kinase 4-like. The record is from RefSeq and is a predicted model, not a curated record. Gene Ontology annotation, cellular component: nucleus. The transcript has 12 exons. Gene Ontology annotation, biological process: peptidyl-threonine phosphorylation; peptidyl-serine phosphorylation. Bases 185 to 2011 code for a protein of 608 amino acids. Lineage: Eukaryota; Metazoa; Arthropoda; Arachnida; Scorpiones; Buthidae. Gene Ontology annotation, molecular function: ATP binding; protein serine/threonine/tyrosine kinase activity; protein serine/threonine kinase activity.
CGCAAAGCUCGCGCCACCUAGCGAACGACGGGCAAAGGAAUUCCGACAGCGGCGGCCGUGGCGAUGAGGCAGGAGACGUCUAUCUGACUUUUCGUGUCGGCUACGCCGAGAAAAAAUUAAAAAUCUCGAUUAACGAACGAACGACCGAUGCUUUAAUCGUGGAUAUAUCGUUCGAGAGGUUGAAAUGAGCGAAGAGGUCUGUUCCGAGACCCAGCUACCUCUUCUCCAGCAGGAAACUAUACUGAAGGAUCAUGUCAGUCUGCCUCAUCGCGAUCCAAUGGCUAAAUUGGGCCGGGCCAUCGUCAAACAAUUUCAAGUUAGUAAAUCUCGUCCGGUAGCGGCACUCGCUUCAUUAACACAACGGCUGUCCCGUCAUAAUGUACUUUCUCGUUUGGACAAGUCGACUAGUUUACCUAGCAUUUCCGUUCAAAGAUUACCUUCCUCUAAAGCUAGCGCCUCCAGUUCGGGGGAUAAAGUUUCGGGGACGUUAACUGUUAUAACCUCAUUGCCGGUGCUGGGCAGUAGCAGUCGUAGCAGCUAUAACGUAGGUAGUGAUCAUUCUUCGGCCACUCCCGAAUGUGUUUCGCCUGCAACUGGCAGCCCGCAGCAAAACAGUAAAAGUUCAACUCCUCGAAACUUCCAUCAUCAAGACCCUUACGGCAGGAAGCUUCCUCUGAUGCCAAAUGAUGUGCUAAAGUAUUAUUCAAAUCGUUUAAAUGCUUUCGAGAGAGCGGAAGUGAAGCAAUAUCCAGAAAUAUGGUAUCUAGGACUAGAAACAAUUAAGAUCGAAGGCAAGGAAGGUAGUCCGCAAAACUGUGGUUAUGAUGAUGAAAAUGGAUCUUAUAUCAAGGUUCUUCACGAUCACAUUGCCUAUAGGUACGAAAUUCUAGAAGUAAUCGGCAAAGGUUCUUUCGGUCAAGUUAUAAGGGCUUUGGAUCACAAAACAAAUAAACAAGUAGCUCUCAAGAUUAUAAGAAAUAAGAAGCGCAGAUUUCAUCAGCAGGCAUUGGUAGAAGUGAAGAUUCUAGAGCACUUGUCCAAGAAAGAUACGGAUGGAUAUUACUGUAUUAUCCAGAUGUUGGAUCAUUUUCACUUCCGAAAUCAUUUAUGCAUUACCUUUGAAUUAAUGGGCAUGAAUUUAUACGAAUUAAUAAAGAAAAAUAACUAUCAAGGAUUCAGCUUGAGUCUCAUUCGGCGAUUUGCAUAUUAUCUUGUUCAAUGCUUAAGGCUCCUGUAUAGAGAAAAAAUUAUACAUUGCGAUUUAAAACCGGAAAAUAUCUUGUUAAAACAUAGAGGAAGCAGUUCGAUUAAAGUGAUAGAUUUUGGUAGUUCUUGUUUCGUUAAUCAAAGGGUAUAUACUUACAUCCAGUCUCGAUUUUAUCGAUCUCCAGAGGUAAUUCUUGGACUUCCUUACGGGACACCUAUAGAUAUGUGGAGUUUAGGUUGUAUUUUAGCUGAAUUAUAUACCGGAUUUCCUUUGUUCCCUGGUGAAAACGAAGCUGAUCAGUUAGCAUGUGUAAUGGAAAUCUUCGGCCCUCCUCCUGGAGAAAUUUUAGAAACUGCUAGCAGGAGGAGAUUAUUUUUCGAUUCAAAAGGAGUCCCACGUUCCAUCACAAACAGCAAAGGUAAAAAGAGAAAACCUAGUUCCAAAACAUUAGCAGCUUCCAUCGGAUGCGGUGACGAAGACUUUGUCCAUUUUCUGACACGAUGUUUAGAAUGGAAUCCAGAUUUACGAAUGAUCCCAGAUGAAGCUCUAAAGCAUAAUUGGUUGGCUGGAAAAAAGCAAGACGGAGGAAGAAUUUCUAGAAGAUCACAAUCUCUUUCAUCCCGUGAUAUAGAAUCUGGUUGUUCUUCAUCAACUGUUUCGAGUGCAUUGAUAGAAGAGAAAGGUAAAACUGAGAAAAAGCUUUCUUCCGUUUCUAAGACAGCAGCUACAAAUGUACAAACUGGACAUUCAGAAGAGAAGAUUGCUCUAGAAGAUUCCGGAACAUUUCUCCCUCCCAUUUUGUGACUCUGUUUGAAUUUUAUCUUUCUGUAUAUUAAUACAUAUCUCCAUUCGUUGCAAAAUGUUCCACACUCGGCCUUCAAGUGCACUCACUGUUCACGUCCAUCACUAUUCUGAGUACAAUGAUGUACAUAUUGUAAAUAAAAUGUACUAUAUUCGUGUGUAGAGUCAUCAUCCAAUAAAUUCCUUGGAGGUUUUGCCUUUCUUUUGAUCAUUGCACUAAAUUAAACUAAAAUAUGAAUAUUUUUAUACUCUUAUUUUGCAGAAAUGAAUAAUUGAAUUUUAAGUUACAAGUAUUAAUGGUAAUCUGAAAAUCGUAAAAUAUUUAAUCGAACUUUUUUCCUGUUAAAAUGAUGUUUGAAUCAUAAUACUGUAUUAUAUUAAUCACAAAAUGCAAGAGAUGAAAGGAUUAAUGAUAUUAAUUUAGCAUGAUUGAUAAUUCAUUAUUAUUAUUAUUAUUU